GGAUUUGCUCGUGCGGGUGCUUCGUUAUUCAACGAACUCAGGAACGCAGUCUUCUCACGAGUGGCACAGCACAGUGUUCGUAGUAUAGCGCGUGUUAUAUUCCUGCAUUUGCAUUCACUCGAUUUAUCGUUUCAUUUGAAUCGUCAAACUGGUGGCUUAUCGAAGGCGAUCGAUCGUGGUACGCGUGGUAUGGCUUUCGUCUUAAGUGCACUUGUCUUCAAUGUUGUUCCAACUGCCGUUGAAGUAUCCAUGGUCACAGCCAUUUUUUAUUCGAAAUGUGGUGCAGAAUUUGCAUGGGCAACAUUGGCGUGCCUGUCCACUUAUACAGUAGCAACAUUGGGUAUUACGAGAUGGCGAACGAAAUUCAGACAUGAAAUGAAUAUCGCCGAUAAUGAGGCUGGUAAUAGGGCAAUUGAUUCGUUGAUCAAUUAUGAGACAGUCAAGAGAGUUAUCGUCAGUAAUGUACGUAAUAUUAACGAUAGCAGUAAUGAAGAGAACUUUUAUUUAGUAUUUCAACAAUGA
Molecule: messenger RNA, 522 nt
Organism: Anisakis simplex (herring worm)
Lineage: Eukaryota; Metazoa; Nematoda; Chromadorea; Rhabditida; Anisakidae
Source: the annotation of a GenBank genome assembly